Molecule: messenger RNA, 2979 nt
Organism: Ylistrum balloti
Lineage: Eukaryota; Metazoa; Mollusca; Bivalvia; Pectinida; Pectinidae
Product: caspase-3-like
Exons: 6
Coding region: 39-1016 (325 amino acids)
Biological process (GO): apoptotic process; proteolysis
Cellular component (GO): cytoplasm
Source: RefSeq, a predicted model, not a curated record
UUCUUGGUACUUUCGUUUUGAAAAGUUGGAGGAUUAAAAUGUCAGACAAACGAGAAGAGAAGAGAAUUGGUGUGAACCAUUCAGACGCUCGGGGUAAAAUACCGCAGCAGACGGAGGCUGUAUCUUCAGGGAAGGAGUCCUUAUCCCAGCUUCCUGGAGGUUCUGAAGAUGGGACAAUGGUCAGGAUGACCACUGCUGACUUAACCCGUGACACUUAUGAAAUAGGCACUGAACGGUUUCCAAAUAAGGGCAAAGUUCUUAUCUUCAACAACAUUAACUUCAACAAUGGAAUGCCUGACCGCGUUGGUAGUGACCAGGAUGCUUCCACCAUGUAUCAGAGGUUCUGUGAUUUAGGGUUUGAACCCACCCUUUUUAAUGACUGCACACAUGAUGGAAUUAUGGAAAAGCUCAAAGCAGCUGCAAGUGAAGACCAUAGUUUAUGCAGUUGUUUUGCAUGUGUGGUUUUGUCUCAUGGGGAUCAAGAUGGUAUCUGGGCUACAGACAAAUCACCUGUUCUGAAAACAGAAGACCUGAUGGCAACAAUGAACUCACAAAACUGUAAAAGUCUUGUUGGGAAACCAAAGAUCUUUAUCUUCCAGGCUUGUCGUGGACUUCAAUCUGAUGCAGGAGUGGCGGUUAACAUAACUGACAGAGUGAUGUCAGAUGCAGCAUCUGAAUCAGAAGAGUAUCAUGCACAUUUAAUCCAACAGGAGAGCACAUAUCAAAAUAUCCGCCUUCCAACAGAUAUGGAUUUUCUCCUUAUCCAAGCCACAGCUCCAGGAAGGACGUCGAUCAGAAAUACCCAGACAGGAUCACCCUUCAUACAGUGUUUGUCUGAAGUGAUGUCUAAUAUGGAGGAAAAUGAUGAUUUCCUUGAUGUUCUUACAAAAGUUCACAGGAAAAUGGCAUUUAACAUCUCCACUGGCCAGUUAGAAGGGACGUCAAUAAAUGUGAAACAAAUGCCCUGUUUUACAUCAAUGCUUACCAAAAAGCUCCUGUUGAAGAAAGGAUGCUGAGUCAUCGUCAGUUACCUGGAUAUUUGAUAUAAAAUAAAGACACUAAUCUAAUGAGACUUACAUCAAUAACUCAUGUAUUAAUUGUGAAAUAAUUUUGUUCUGUGUUUAUAUAUCAUUUUGCUGAAAGAACAUUGUAAAAAUAUCAACUUUCAUUGUUUUUUGAACAUCUGAUGAUCUCAAGUUGCAUAUGUAGGUUCCCCUUGGUCCCUAGUUGUGCCCGUUAGAUGUUGGGACUGAUAAAAAUACAAAAUGGCUGACAGGCAGCUAUCUUGGAUUUUUUCAAUGAAGUUUGUUAUCGUUAUUUCUCAAAAAGUAAGAAAUAGAUCUUUCUCAAAUUUCAUAUAUAGGUUCCUUUUGGUCCCUAGUUGUGCCAAUCUAAUUAUGGGACUGAUCAGAAAUAUAAAAUAGCUGACAGGUGCCCAUUAUCUUGGAUUUUGACUUUGAAAGUUUUUAAUCACUAUUUCUUGAAAAAUACUGGAUAGAUCUUUCUUAAACUUAUAUGCAGGUUCCCCUUUGCCCGCAGUUGUGCCACUUUGAUUUUGGGUCAGAUAAAAAUAACCAAAAUGGCCGACAGACAUCUUUGAUUUUGACUUUGAAAGUUUCUUAUCCUAUUUCUAGAGAACUGCAGCAUAGAUCAUUUUGAAAUUUCAUGUGUAUGCUUUCCUCUAUCCUUGUUGUGCCUGUUUGAUUUUGGUACUGAUCACAAAAAACAAAAUGGCCCACAAGCUGCCAUCUUGGAUUUUGACUUUGAAAGUGUGUUAUCACUAUUUCAUGAGAACUACUCUAUAGAUCUUUCUUAAAUUUCAUGUAUAGGAACUGACCAGAAAAACAAAAUGGCCAACAGGCAGCCAACUUGAAUUUUGCCUAGUAAAGAUUGUUAUUGCUGUUUCUUAAGAAUUUCUGAAUAGAUAUCUCUCAAAUUAUAUUAAGGUUUGCUCCUUUUGGUAUCUCCUUGUGUUAGUUUUAGUUUGGGACUAAUCAGAAGAAACAAAAUGACUUCCAGGGGGCCAUUUUGGAUUUGGCAGGUUAAAAUUAUCAUCGCUAUUUCUGCAAAGGAAUGUUCAAAUGUCUUUUCAUUAAGAACAAAAACAGAGAUGAGAAGAGGAAAGAAGGGAAAAGAUCCAAUUUUCAAAGAGCAUAUAAAUAUAAAACAAUGGUGGGGGCAAAGAUCCCUCUAGUGUACGUUUUACAAAUUUAUAUGGGCUACCUUGUAUAUGACAGAGCCUGCUUCAUAGGGAUGCCUCUAUGUACAGUCAGAAUACUAAUCAACACUUGACUGUACACAUUGUAUGGAUACACAACUACACUGAACCCAAUAUGUAAGAGCAUUGAUGCAUAGCCACAGUUUUAAUUUUCCGCCAUGUUGUAAAUUACUGAAAUUUUAUUGUAUAUAUCUCAGUCUAUCAUCAGCUUCAGACAUUAUUUCUUCAAUACUAUUACAAUAGAAUUUCCUAGAGUAAUGAUGUCAAGGAAUCACAUCUAUUUCAUAAUAAAAGAUUUUCUUUUCUUCACUAAAGGAUUUAUUACUCUAACAGUUUUCUCAUGGAUAUAAUACAUAAAGUGCUACUGUAAAUCAUGUUUAUGUUAUGAAUUGUCACAAUAUAUAAAUGUUAAUCUACCAUUCAGAAAUGUGUAUUAUGUAUUUGUUUUUUGUGUUUGUGUAUUGUUGUUAUGUAUUAUGUAUUUGUUUAUUGUGUAUGUGUAUUGUUGUUAUGUAUUAUGUAUUUGUUUAUUGUGUAUGUGUAUUGUUGUUCUGUGUAUUAUAUAUUUGUUUAUUGUGUAUGUGUAUUGUUGUUCUGUGUAUUAUAUAUUUGUUUAUUGUGUAUGUGUAUUGUUCUGUGUAUUAUGUAUUUGUUUAUUGUGUUUGUGUAUUGCUACUCUGUGUAUUGUAUAUUAUGUAUUUGUUUAUUGUGUAUGUAUAUUGUUGCUCUGCAUCAUAUUAUAAACUAUGUACCUAUCAUCU